AGGUUUUGGAGGUGGGGAGAGACUGUAUUUGCUGUGAGGCCUUUGAUUGGAAGAAUGCCGGUGAGGAGCUCAGACUGCAGCAUGCAACAACUGGGGCGGCUGAGGCUGAGGCCGUGGCUGGAGGAGCAGAUUCAGUCUGGGAGGUAUCCGGGAGUCAGCUGGCUGGACCAGUCAGCGCGAAUCUUCCAAAUCCCCUGGAAGCACGCUGCUCGUCAUGGCUGGAGCAUUGACAGAGAUGCUACGCUCUUCAGGAGUUGGGCCAUGCACACUGGACGGUACCGCCCCGGCAAAGACAAACCAGAUCCCAAGACAUGGAAGGCAAAUUUCCGCUGUGCCUUAAACUCUCUGCCCGACAUCUGUGAGCUGCGGGAGCACAGCAGGAAGAAAGGCAACAAUGCCUACAGAGUGUACAGGAUGCUGCCCAACCCACAAACACACAGACGCAGGAGAGGGCUGCGAUUUUUCAGCAGACCCCGGGAAAGACAGACCAGCUUAGGAACAUGUGCAUACGAUGACGCGUACAGCACACACACUUGGCAACACGCAACAACAAGAUCCAUUUCAGACACACCACAGAAGGAAGAGACUGCUGCAGAAGACACAUUAAGCAGCCCUCAGCCACACGGUGAGGAAGGGAUGUGGGAGGCCAAAACCGAAGACCAGGAACAGAAUGACGCUGUCUUUAAGCUGAUGGACCACUUAAGCAACGCAGACCUGUGGAACCAGACAGCGGAGCAGAGAGGAUGGAGAACUCACACUUUGUGGGACCACUGGCACUGUGCAGGCGACGAUAACCCGUAUUCUCUGCACACCGAGAGCUACAGCGAUCUGUUCUGUCCAAACUACGUCAAAGAACUCUCCGACUGGUCGGCACAUCAGCAGACUCUGCUGCCGUAGCUGUGCAUCAGCAACACUUCUCCUUCCCUUUGUGUUUACCACAUAUUUGUUUAAAGGCUGGUUUUCCUUGACGCUUUCUUUCUAAACCUCAGCUGUUUUCCUCCUACUGUCUUUCUGCUGACCACUGAAAGAAAGAAACAAGAGAAGGCGAGAGGACAGAGAAUAAUGCUCCGUCAGUCAGUCAGUCAGUCAGUCAGGCGGCCGGCCGGUCGUCCUCUCUGCUGAGCGUGCUGAGGUGAAGAUCUUAUUCCAAGCCAAGCUUUCCCUCUUGUCAUCGCCACUUGCAUUCGAUAUAUUUCAGUGCCUCAAACAAGCUGAAAUGACACCAAGCCCGCACCACAGUUUUCAGAGAAAACAGAUCUCAUUUCGCUUCAGUGCAGCAUCAGUUAUUACUCUCCUACUUCAUUGAAUAUGACUGGAAGUUUAUGUAAUGUACAGUAAAUGAAGUGCAGAACAAAGAGGCAGCACACGGACUGAUUUGUAGGUUUGUGUUUGAACUUGCUUUGCCAUCAGGAAGCUGAAAUAAGCUGCAUGAUAGUAUGUAUAUUUUUAUAUGAUGUGUGUGUUUUUUUUGUUUUUACAGUUUUCACCAUGAGAUACUACAGUUUGGCAUUUUUUUUCAUUUUUUAGGCAGCAGAUGUCAGUUUGUCUUGUAUGGUCCUGUACAACCUAUUUUAUGUUUGUCUUGUAUUUUGAACAGAAGUGUGUGAGUCUUUAUAUCCUGUGUAUAUAAUGAAAAUAAAAAUAAGCUUAUAAUAAA
Stegastes partitus (bicolor damselfish) is the source of this 1657-nucleotide messenger RNA. Its product is annotated as interferon regulatory factor 2-like. Gene Ontology annotation, molecular function: DNA-binding transcription factor activity, RNA polymerase II-specific; RNA polymerase II cis-regulatory region sequence-specific DNA binding. Bases 55 to 897 code for a protein of 280 amino acids. NCBI's taxonomy places the organism in Eukaryota, Metazoa, Chordata, Actinopteri, Pomacentridae. The transcript has 8 exons. Gene Ontology annotation, biological process: immune system process; regulation of transcription by RNA polymerase II. The record is from RefSeq and is a predicted model, not a curated record. Gene Ontology annotation, cellular component: nucleus.